AUGACAUCACCGCCCCAGGAAGAGACCUCCCCGUCGCAGGACGAGACAUCGCAAGUGCCACGGGAAGAGAUAUCAUUACCGCCGCGGGAGACAUUACUACCGCAGGACGAGAUAUCACUACCUAUCCGGGAAGAAACAUCACUAAGCAAAAAAGAAACAUCGCCACCAGAGAAAAAGAGAUUGUCGAGAGACAGCCACCUUGGGGCGCCCAUUUUAGGCGUAGCUGCGAAAGGUCUGGCAGAGAAGAAUAUCCCCAUCGUGGAGUAUGGGGAGCAGAUACAGUGGCGCUACGGAGACCCUGUGGUCCUUCUGCGUGUGGAGUGGGCAGUCCCCGAUGAACUGCUCUCGCUUGCGUCAGAAAUUUUGUCAGACCUGGGUUUCCCUCGUGUGCCGCCCCUGUCCACAGGACACGAAGCUGCUUACUACGGAGAAUGGGAACGAGCUGGCAUUAUCCACAGGUUGGGUGGGAGGUCGGCAUAUCUCUACCCGCUGUCAUUUAUCGGCCUUGACCUUCAGGACACCCACGAAGUCACAUCCACCUUUGACGGCACGCUCAAGAUCUUGACGCCCAAACCCAGCAGAUAUAUGGUGUCGUUGCUUCGUCAUCUCCUCAGCCACCCGUCCGACGAUAGUUUCAGACGUCGCGUAAAAGUUGAUCUACUGUCUUUUAUAUCCUUCUACAUUUUGUGUGAAGAGCCGCUGAAUACGAAGGAUGCCGAUGGGGAUUGGGUCGACGAGGAGAGCGAAGAGGAUUACCAAAACAGAGUCGGAGAAGCACUGAAGGAAAUGGAGACUUGGGAUUGGGGCGCUGGCGGAGAGGACUAUCUGAGAAUUUCUGAAUCUGUGCUCCGAAACUGCCGGGUCAUUGAUCAGUUAACUUGCUGA
Molecule: messenger RNA, 885 nt
Organism: Penicillium bovifimosum
Lineage: Eukaryota; Fungi; Ascomycota; Eurotiomycetes; Eurotiales; Aspergillaceae
Exons: 2
Coding region: 1-885 (294 amino acids)
Source: RefSeq, a predicted model, not a curated record